AAAUAAUCUGAGUAUUCCUAAUAGCUUCCUGCAAUAAUGAAGAUCCUUGUCUUAGUUUUGUCUCUUGUUUCUAUCGGAUUCGCUGACGACGAGAUCAAUUCCCGGUAUUUCCCCAAAGGCUUCAAGUUCGGCGUCGCAAAUGCUGCCCCCCAGAUCGAGGGAGGCUGGAACGAAGACGGCAAAACCGAAAGCAUCUGGGAUUAUUACGCCCACACCUAUCCAGAGAAGAUUGUCGAUCGCUCCACUCCAGAUAUCGCUUGCGAUUCCUACCACAAAUACAAGGAAGACGUGGCCAUGGUGAAAGCCAUGGGUGUGGACUAUUACCGUCUGUCCAUCGCCUGGACCAGAAUCCUACCCACGGGAUACCCCGACAAGGUAAACCAAGCCGGCGUGCAAUACUACAAGAACUUGUUCGCCGAACUGAAAGCUGCCAACGUGGAGCCCAUGGUGACGCUUUACCACUGGGAUCUUCCUCAGUCCUUGGAGGAGCAGCUCGGAGGUUGGCUGAACGAGACUGUGUCGGAUCUCUUCGCGGAAUACGCGAGGUUGUGCUUCGAACUGUUUAAAGAUGACGUGAAGAUGUGGAUCACUAUCAACGAACCGAAACAGGUCUGUUCUGCGGGGUACGGUGCUGGAUAUUACGCUCCUGGAGUAGUUUCCAGUGGAAUUGGAGAGUACAUUUGCGCGAAGAAUGUGAUAAUGGCCCACGCCAAGGCUUACCACAUCUACGACGACGAAUUUAGGGCCACCAAUCAAGGAAGAAUUGCGAUGGUCGUCGACUCGUUAUGGUUUGAACCUGGAAGUGACAGUGCAGAAGAUCAAGAAGCGUCGGAAAGAGUCCUCCAAUUCGGGAUCGGCCUUUACGCCAACCCGAUGUUCAUCGGCAAUUGGCCUCAGGUGGUGAUAGACAGAGUCGCACAACGCAGCGAAUUGGAAGGAUUCUCUACUUCCCGCCUCCCCGCCUUCACCGACGAGGAAAUCGCUUAUGUCAAGGGUACCUGUGAUUACCUGGCAUUGAACCAUUACGCUACCAAUAUGGUGAACGCUACCGCGGACGCGCCCAUUGGUAAUCCAAGUAAUGGGAACGACAUAAGCGUCUUGACCUGGAAAAAGCCGGAAUGGCCUGUCGGAGCUGGCGAUUGGUUUGGCGUUGUUCCGUGGGGUUUGAGACACCUUCUUGUGUGGUUGAAGAAGACUUAUGGUGAUGUUGAAAUCAUCAUUACAGAAAACGGCCUUUCCGAUACCACCGGAAUAAUGGAAGACGAUCACAGAAUAUCAUACUACCAGGGCUAUUUGAGCGCUUGCUUGGACGCCAUCUACGAGGACGGAGUCAACUUGUCCACCUACACGGCUUGGAGUAUUAUCGAUGAUUGGGAAUGGACUGGAGGAUACACUGCAUUCUUGGGCAUGUACUACGUCAACUUCACGGAUCCAGAGAGAACCAGGAUUCCAAGAAAGUCUGCUAGUUGGUUCACAAACAUGGUCGCCACGCGUUGUCUGGUAGACACUUGUACAGAAUAAAAAGUCACAUUUACUUAUACUCUAGUGCACAGUUGUAAAUAAAAAUGUUCAUAUAUUUAAAA
Messenger RNA from Anoplophora glabripennis (Asian longhorned beetle), 1583 nucleotides. RefSeq names its product myrosinase 1-like. The transcript has 7 exons. The coding region runs from base 37 to 1521 and encodes 494 amino acids. Lineage: Eukaryota; Metazoa; Arthropoda; Insecta; Coleoptera; Cerambycidae. Gene Ontology annotation, biological process: carbohydrate metabolic process. Gene Ontology annotation, molecular function: beta-glucosidase activity. The record is from RefSeq and is a predicted model, not a curated record.